Paramuricea clavata is the source of this 3675-nucleotide messenger RNA. NCBI's taxonomy places the organism in Eukaryota, Metazoa, Cnidaria, Anthozoa, Malacalcyonacea, Plexauridae. The record is from the annotation of a GenBank genome assembly.
CCAGGCAUAAACAGAUAGCAUACAGUAUUCGAACGAGAUCGUACUAUUAAAGUUGAACAUUUAAUAAAGUUUUAAGCGAGGAAUUAUGGCAUCGAACAUUGUAGAAAUGACGAAAGAAUUGGCCCAAGAUUUUAUCUAUUUCAAAGUUGGGAAAGCCAACCCAGUAACUAGUAUUUCCCUCAGCGCCAGAACGCUUAAACGCGUCGCGACCGAAGUCGAAGCAAAACACGGGGACCUUUUCGAGAGCAUGACGAGGAGAAUAAGUUGUAGCGAUGAUAACAUUUCAGAAUCGUUCAAGAAAAUUGUCGAGAACAUGUUCGCAGACAAUGUCAUUAACUGGGGACGCAUUGCAGUCUUGUUCACAUUCGCUGGCCAUAUCGCGCUCUAUUGCGACAGACACGGCUCGCAAGAAGACCCAGAUUUAGUAGUUCUGUUGCUUACGGAGUUUGUCAAUAGAAAAUUACUAAAGUGGAUUCAAAAUAAUGGUGGAUGGGUAAGUCAUUUGCUCGUUCUGCUCAACUAAAUAUUGUAGAAUGUGGCUCAGAAGUGCUGGGUCACGUACAGGUUUUGUAUACAGGUUUUAGAUUACACUGUUGUAUCUUGCAAAUUGUCUGUUCGACUGCAUUUUUCUAAUGCCUUUUAUUCCAUUCCGUUCUGUCGCUUAGUUUAGCUUAACAUUUAGUCCGAAUACAGUUGGAAUAGUCGCAAACAACUCGAUCUUAUUGCAGCUUAGCUUUACCGUACAGCUUUUGUGCAUGUUAAAAUUUUCUCACAACUUAAACUGAUCUGAUUCUUGCAUUCUUGCAAUUCCUUUUCUUUAUUUCCAUUCUGUUCUCUACUUUAGCCUAAAAUAUCAUUUUAGUCUUAUAAAACAAAUUAUUAUUGCAGCUUUUUAAACCACCUAGCUUGAUAUGUACAGGUUUUUAAUUUCAGACUUAUAGUUGAAACUUGUAUAUAAAGUGUUGGUCAGAAAUCUUUCUGAUCGAUGCCUUUUAUUCAAUUCUGUUAUGUUGCCUACUCACCUAAAACACAAUUUUGUACAGUAUUUUUACCGUCGUAUAAAUUUUACACAAUUUCAAAGGUGUUGUGUCCAAUACAGCCAAAUUGGCAAAUAUACGAAAUAUAACAAUUUAUUUGUACAGCUUAAAUUUCCGAUCAGUAUGGCAUUAUCUUUCGAACUUCCCCGAUUUCCAAAUUAAGGAAUCAAGUCCCUUUAAUUUGCUUUCGAAGCAUAUUACUUUAGGAAGUUUAUAGCUUUCGAAACUUGCUACUUUCCCUUUCGACAAAAGGGAAAUGUCAGAAACUGUAAGGACUAAUAUCGCCUCUAUUCACAACGCAAAUUUUCACGAACUAAUAUAUAUAUGACGGAAGGAAGAGACCUUUUUCAAUAAUACUAUAGUAUUGCAGCAAAGUAAUGCUAGAUGUUUCUUAGCCUAAGAGUUAAAUUUUUUGUGCUAAGACUAAGUAAAAACUGGUUUCAAAUCUUGUUCUCGUCAACAGUCCUUGUUUACUUGGUUCAAAGGACGCUUCGAUAAUUAUUCAAGCUGUUCACUAAUAAUUCGGGAUUUGUGCCAAAUGUAGACAAGUCUAAUGCUAGCCAUUCUCUUUAAGCGCAUAACUUUUCUCCAAGGAUUAGACAGCAUUGUACGCGAGGGAUUAUGAAUUGAAUUCCUUAUCUUUGCAAGCAUUUUUUCUUGUUAUUAAAAUUUGAUAUCCUUUCAUUGAGCCAGCAACUGUGUUGGCGGUUUCGAGAGCGAAUAAGAUCGCAGGAAAUUUGAUUAAAUAUUUAAAUGCGUCCCAAUUUGCAUCGUUAUGACUGAAAGGCUUUUGACACCAGUGUGGAGAUGAUAAAUAAUUCAAUGCUUAUUCUCAAUGGAAGCGUACACAAGACGCAACAUUUUGGGGGGAAACUUUAAGCAAAUUUACCCCCAAGUUUUUAAUAGACUUUUUAUUAUGUAUCGUUCAAAAACAGGGUCCUGUUACCAGCAGAAACGCGAAAGUAUUCGAUUUCAAAAUAUUUCCUAAUGAGUGCGGAUUCUUUCAUCUCCGUUUUCGCCCCCGAUUGACGAAAAAUUACGCAGCAGAAUGCGUCAACAGUCAAUAUCGUGCAGAUUUACAUAACUUUGAGACAGCGUUUAUUAAAUGUAUUAUAUCCUCUGUCUGGGUAAAUAACCCUUGUUUACACAAAGUACCGUGUUUUCCGUGUUUUUGCCUUUCGUGCCGUGUUGAUAGUUACGAUUUUUGUAUGAAUCGUGUUGAAACUUGCUUCAAACCUUCAACUAUCCCUGCUAUUUCCUGUUGUCAUUUGUCUUUGUGGUGUUGUGUAGUAAUGACUAAUGUUCUUUGAUCAAUCACUAUGUCAGCAUAAAUUCAUGUGUUUCUGCCCUUCUUCCUGGGAACAUGCAGUUUAGUACUGAUAGAACUAUCCAGUAUAAAUAAAGUUAGUUUAUUUUAGGUUUCCUCCCGUAGUAACAUUGGAUCAAUAAGAGAUGAUCCUUACUGAACCUCUAGGAAGAACAGUUUAGAACUGAUAGAGCUAUCCAGUGUAAAUAAAGUUAGUUCAGUUCUUGUUUGUCUCUUUUACGAGCAAAAUUUUAACAACUUAUUCUUAUCUAAUCUCUAUAGGAUUCAUUCAACGAACAUUUCAAGGAGCGAAAGGACGAUACAGGCGUAUGGUGGAGGGAUGCGCUGUGUGUGGGACUGGUGGCAGGGGCGGCUCUCGUCUUUGCCAGAUAGUAACAUUGUAGUGUCCCCCACCACACACCACACACGCUUUUGGCCAAGAAAGAAAAGUGGAGCUGGAAGAACCAUUGGUGGUUAACCCAAUCCACAAUUGGUCCGUUUCAAUAAACGUUAAAGUGCAGCAGAUGAUAGUCAACUUCGGAAAUGUUCAUACUUCUAGAAGAAAGCGUUGAUACAUGUAGCAACCUUUAUUACAUCUGUCAAUUCUGCGUUUCUUCUUGACCAUCAUCUGCUGUUUGGUAGUGCUUAGUGAAACUCAUCAAUUGCCUGUAUAGAGACGUUUUAUCAAGAGUUGCAAGAGUACAAAGAGUCAUAUUGACUGCAAAGACCUGGUUGUUCAUACAACUAGUUUUACCCAAGACGUAUUUUGCUGUUUGAAGGCAAAGAAAUGAACGAUGUAUCUGUGGCGUGGAGUGAACAAUUUGUCGCGAACUGUCUGUAGGAAUUAGUAGCGUGAAAAUGUGAAAUAUAUGAAGAUCACGAAGAUGAUGGAGCUAUGCUUUGCAAUACAUUUCGUGCUUGGCAUGAACAUGACAAAAAUGUAGAAAAAUUAUAGAAGAAUUUAGCUAAUUUUCCAAACAAUAUCUUGAUGAAUUAAAUAUAAAUUGAAAAAGAUGCUUCUAGAAAACCAUAAUCCAUAUCUUUUAAAAUUUUGUAUUGUAUAGUUUCUCCAAUUGUCGGAGAAAUUAUGCAUAUUGCCCAAGCUGUUAGCUCUAAGUUAUGAAAAAGACGAAAAUAGUUUGAAGAAUAUAGGGUUUUAAUAUAUCGCUAUUAAAACAUAUAUUAAUAUCGCAUAGUAUUAAUAUAUUAUAAUAUCUUAAAUCAAAUAUAUUGAAUUAUUAUAUUGUAAUUGUGUAGAAUGUUAUAUUUCAAAGAUGUAAAUAUAUAUAUGACGCCAUGAGAAUUCAUGUACAGUGUAUUAUAAUAAUAUGA